AGUGUUCAGUUCACUGCUGCAAACCAAAGUUGCAGGUAUAUAGAAAAUGUUGCUGCCCACAACAAUUAUCCUUCUACUCAGUCUGAGCCUGACAGCCGCUGAGUUUAGAGACGCAGCUGUAAAUGCUUCGAGUCCCAGAGUUUGCUACAGCUGUGAGGGCAUCAAUUGCCAGCGUACGACGCGACAAGAUGUAAGCAAGAGCUGCAAUGAUUUGUUGGACAUAUGUGUGACUGUCUAUGAAGGAUUUAUGGUCAGCGAGCGUGGCUGUUUCCUUGAGCUCAGCUUGGCAGCUCAAGCCAAGUGCGCAGGACCUUCCAGAGAAUGUCAAAAGUGCAGCGGCGCACUUUGCAACAAUAAAGGACGCGCUGACUUUCAGUGUCUGCAAUGCAUUGGCUCAGAGAAUGCCAAUUGCAAUGCGGCGAGCGUCAAUUUGACACCCACUCAAUGUGCGGCGCCCACUGCACGCAAUUCCUAUUGCUAUGUCAAGUCAGUGGGAGUUCAUUUGCAACGUGGCUGUGCCCUCAGUCUGCGUGAGCAAAAAACCUGCCUGGAGGACUUGAGUUGCAGCCUCUGUCUGCCGGAGAACGCUUAUCCAGGCGGCGCCUGCAACAAUUAUCAGCUGGAAAUCAAAUCUGGCGCCCAGCAGCUGCUUGGACUAUCGCUGGGCGUACUCAGCCUGGUGGCUCUACUAACUCUGCACUAGUUUAUUAUUAUAUUCAAACAAAACAAUGAACUUAAUAUCAAAAUCA
This is a messenger RNA of Drosophila busckii, 749 nucleotides long. RefSeq lists its product as uncharacterized. The coding region runs from base 47 to 703 and encodes 218 amino acids. The record is from RefSeq and is a predicted model, not a curated record. The transcript has 3 exons. NCBI's taxonomy places the organism in Eukaryota, Metazoa, Arthropoda, Insecta, Diptera, Drosophilidae.